Gadus macrocephalus (Pacific cod) is the source of this 2487-nucleotide messenger RNA. RefSeq names its product sterile alpha motif domain containing 1a (gene samd1a). The record is from RefSeq and is a predicted model, not a curated record. Bases 146 to 1384 code for a protein of 412 amino acids. Gene Ontology annotation, molecular function: DNA binding; protein binding. Lineage: Eukaryota; Metazoa; Chordata; Actinopteri; Gadiformes; Gadidae. The transcript is spliced from 7 exons.
AGCGGUCUACCUUAAGCGCACAAGCAACGCAGGCGUACAGCGAGGUUUCCGCUUCUCCACCGGGCUCGGACCGCGGUUCACGAAAACAGUCGGCAAGGUUGACGCACCGACGAAAAAAAAGAAAAGCUAAAGCCACUAAGCACAAAUGUCUGAUUCCAAGUACCGUGAGUGGAUUCUGGAUACCAUUGACUCACUACGCUCGAGAAAAGCCCGACCAGACCUUGAGAGGAUUUGUCGAAUGGUCCGGAGACGACAUGGGUCUGAUCCAGAUAGAACCUGCGCAGAACUCGAUAAACUGAUCCAGGAGCAAACUGUAUUGAAAGUUAAUUACAAGGGAUCUAUAUCGUACCGCAACGCCGCCAAGGUACAGAGGAGAAGCAGGAAAAAAGAUGACACCUCAACAAGACGAAAUGUGGUGGAAGAAGCUAGUCAUUCCGAUUUGAGCAACGGGGACAGCGCACUCGGUCCCACUGACCAAGAUGAGACGGAGGAUUUGGAGGCCGACGGUUCCACCGUCAUGGACACCGACAGCAACGGCGACGAGGACGGGGCGGAGGAGAGCCGCGACGGGCAGGACGGGCCGUCCCCCAGCCACACGUACGAAGACGCCGCCACGCUGUGCGCCUUCUCCGCCCACGCCUUCUCCGCCCCCUGCUCCCCCAUGGGGCCCCGGCCGGCCCCCAGCCCCGUGUCGGGCGCCGACGCCGCCUCGGCGCCGGCCUGGAAGUCCGGCGAGAGGGCCAGCUCCCUGCCCCCCUCCAGCCCGAGGGCCCCGGUGCACAGCGACUGGGCCCUCGGGGCCCGGAGCCCCGCGGAGCACCAGCAGAGGGAGGUCAAAGCAGGAGCGGUGAAGCCUGCAGUGCCGGCUGUGGCCACUAGUGUGGCUGCCUUAAAGAACCACGUGGAGGCGGGGAGGACGGAGAGCAUCAGCUCGGACCAGCUGGUCCCCGACUAUGGAGCUAAUGGAGCACGAGCGGAAGCCACCAGGAAGGUUAGCGAUGGCCGAGCACAGACCCUGCCGGUGUCCACUGACAGCAGCACUCCUUCCAAAAAGAGCGCGGACACGGGCCCGGUGGCCACGGCCGAAGAGCCCAUCGUCAACGGAGGGGACCCCAACAAAGUCUGUGUGAAAAAGGAGAAGACGGGCCAGAACUUACUGCAGUGGAGUGUGUCGGACGUGGCCGGCUACUUCUCUGCUGCAGGCUUCCCAGAACAGUCUAUGGCUUUCAGAACACAGGAAAUUGAUGGGAAGUCGCUCCUGCUGAUGCAGCGGAGCGACGUGCUGACCGGCCUGUCAAUCAGACUGGGCCCCGCCCUCAAGAUCUACGAGCGUCACAUCAAGGUGCUACAGAGAACCCACUUCCUGGAAGACGAGGACCUGUGAGUCAGUUGGCGGUUUUUCUUUCUAAAAGAGACCAACGCUGAACACCUUCUGCGCCAUCUCCACAGUGCCGAGGGGGGAGGGGAGGGGAGGGAAAGGGUGGGAGGGAGGGAGGGAGGGAGGGAAGGAGUAUCGAGAAAAUAAGAAAAAAGCACAUGACAGCCUCAACCCUCCAGGUUGGCUGUGAGAACCAAUGACCAGUCAUCCUACCUCUCAUUGUGGUCUGUGAAGCAACGCUGUUCAUUCCACCCAUUAGUUAGCUAGCUGAGCUAUAGCUGCCCUGGGUUAGUUUUAUAAUUUGAGCAUUGGGCCGAGCCCCUUUCCUCUCUCCCCCCCCCUGACACAGAAAAUCGGGGCGAAGGGACUCAACCUUUUGUGUAAAAAGGGGCCCGCCUGUGAGGUCAUGUGGUCACAGAGGGGUGGGGGGGCUGGGGGGGUUGACACUCUGCCAGGGCGGGGCCUUACUCCUAUUGCCAACUUGGAAAUAAGCAGGCCGGGCGAGCCUAUAAAUGAAAGGACUUUAAGUUAGAUCAGCAGCUCUUCUGAGGCAAACGGGCACCGAAAAGCAUGUUUGGGUCGCCCUUUUCCCUGCCAGCCUUUGAUUGUUGAAUGGGACUUCAUUGCACAUCAAAUUGAACCCCGGGCCAGAAGCCUGACCCACCACGCCUACAAUGCUCAUGUCAAAACAACAUCGUCAGUGUCUGGUUGGCAAUGCAAUAUAAUCAAUAUUAUAUACUACGACCUGUUUAGCGAGGCAAUAUUUUAUGUGAUCUGUUGUUCAACUUUUUUUUCCUCCAUUAGAUUUUAAAUUGAACCUGUUGCGAUGAAAUGCACCCCAUGCAGGCCCCAGGGAGACUACCUGCAUACCUGAGGGGGUAAUUCAAAUAAUAGCUUGGUCUGGGAAAAUCGAAUUACUGAAAACAUUGUUACAAUGAAAACAUGGAGCGCAACUCCCCUUUCCAGAGUGGAGAUUUUGAUCAAAUGCAAUAUACCGUUUGUCCAUUGUCUUCUUCCAUUUGUAUUGUUGUGGUAUCAGUCAUCCCUCUGAAAAAUGUAACAUUCCAUUUAACGUACCGUACGUCGUCUGUGAUGUAUCUCCAUUUGUA